Stegostoma tigrinum is the source of this 4068-nucleotide messenger RNA. It is a transcript of the gene rassf1, whose product is annotated as Ras association domain family member 1. Gene Ontology annotation, biological process: Ras protein signal transduction. The coding region runs from base 335 to 1570 and encodes 411 amino acids. The record is from RefSeq and is a predicted model, not a curated record. NCBI's taxonomy places the organism in Eukaryota, Metazoa, Chordata, Chondrichthyes, Orectolobiformes, Stegostomatidae. Gene Ontology annotation, cellular component: microtubule cytoskeleton; nucleus. The transcript has 7 exons.
UAACGGGUUGCUGUAUUUCGUUGGCUGAUGGGCGGAUCCUGACACUGAGCUGAAGCUGUGCUCGGAGUUAGGGGUUGAGUUAGACAUUUAUUAGCCGCAGGGGAGGAGCCGAUCCUGGGGUGGAAUUUUAACCCGGACCAGGACUAAUCAACUUGUCUCAGCCCCUCCUGGCUUCAGUUGCGGUUCUUUUGCUCGGGAGACCCGAACGAAUAUAAACAUGUUGACUGAAAUGUUUUCUUAUCGAAGGCGUUUUGGAUCAUUUAAUUCUAAUGCCUGUCGCUGAGUUUGAGACUGAGUUUCCCCGUGCAGUAUAAACUUUUCUCUUCGCCUCCCCAUGGCGGAGCUGAUCGAGCUGCGGGACCUGAGAGAGGACACGCUGAGUCCCGGCAGCACCCGCUCGGUGUACCGCUCGUCCGGUUUGGAGAGGACCAACGCCAUGAGGAUCAGCCCCAGGAGCCGGGCUUCCAGCGUCCAGGACAUGGGUAAGGCGGCCAGACAAGAGCGCAAGAGCCGGCAGCGGCUGCUGGUGGUGGACCAGGAGCCGAGACUGACCGAGAGACUGGGGGAAGGACACGAUUUCAACCCUUGCACCCAGACACAGCCCAGCUGGUGUGACCUGUGCGGCGACUUCAUCUGGGGUCUGUACAAACAAAGUCUGCAGUGCGCAAAUUGUAAAUUCCGUUGUCACUACCGCUGCCGACCCCUGAUUCAGUUGGACUGUAACCGGCCAAAGGCUAAGAGAUUGGAUGUUACGGAAAACACACUGGAACAAGACACAAAUGUGAUGACGUGGACCAGCACUAGCAGCAGUGGUUACUGCAGUCAGGAAGAAGACUCAGAGUUUGAACAGUUCUUCACUGCCAGGACCUCCUUCAUCAAGAAACCCAGGAAGUACAAGGAUGAGUGCAUUGAUUGGAAGAAGCAAGUUCUUUCACGAGAUGAAAUCGAACCCAAGAUUCGGGAGUACAACUCUCAGAUCAAUAACGAUCUCUUGAUGACGCUGAACAGUGACGGAACAUACACUGGGUUCAUUAAGGUUCAGCUGAAGUUGGUAAGGCCUAUCUCUGUGUCUGCGAACAUGAAGCCUCAAUCAAUCUACGAUGCCAAGAAAGCCAUGGGACUGACGCGCCCACAGCCAAUAAAACGCCGCACAUCCUUCUACCUCCCGAAGGACACCGUGAAGCAUUUGCAUAUCAGCAGCCACACAAAGGCCAGUGAGGUGAUCAAAGCGCUGCUCAACAAGUUCAUGGUGGUGGACAAUCCCCGCAAGUUCGCCUUGUUUGAACGGGUGGAGAAAGAUGACCAAGUUUACACACGUAAGCUUUCUGAUGAUGAGCACCCCUUAUACCUGCGACUGUUGGCUGGGCCAGAUGAGAAAAUGCUAAGCCUUGUCCUCAAGGAGAAUGAGACGGGAGAAGUGAAUUGGGAUGCCUUCACUGUGCCUGAGCUGCAGAACUUCUUGCGAAUCCUUCAGCGUGAGGAGGAGGAGCAUGUCAGACAGAUGUUUGGAAAGUAUGCCCGCUGCAAGCAAAAAAUGCAAGAGGAGCUUGCCAACCGGUCCCCAGGCUGACCUGGAUCCCAAGCCACCCCAUGACGCGAGAGAGAGAGAGAGAGAGAGAUAGGGUGGGACAUAAAAUACACGCGCAUGCGCACUUGUAUGAACGGUGAGAUGGUCUUAAAACCAACAUUACCUGGCCCGGCCAGUGACAGAGUGUGAACUGUGGAGAAUACGAAUUAUGAGUGGGGUUACUGCGAGUGGAGUGGGAUAUUAAGAGGGAAGGUAUACAGCCUCUUCCUGACAUUAUUAAGUGCGACUGAGAAACCGUUACUGAACGGAACCAUUAAGUGCUACAGCUGGAAAGUGCUGACCUGCAGGACCAAGUCCCUCUGUCACAAUGCCUGACGUUGUGCCAGAAGGCACCAAAAUAGACGAGAGGACAGAGAGCUGAUUGUUUCAUUUUUGUUCUUUUUUUGAAGUAGAUGGCUGGUUCAUUCACUGCUUCUGCACAAGGUGGGUCAUUGGAUUGGUUGUUGUAGCAGCUUGUAUAUAAGUGUAUGCCUUGUAUUCUGGCUAACCCUUCAGGACUGUAUAACAUGUAGAUAUGAGUACGGAUGGGAGGGGUUAGCACAUCUCAGAAUUUAACUUUAAAGACACAUCAUUUAGAACUUGUGGAAUCCCUUCUAUCCGAAAUUUCAUAAUCUUAGCCUGACUACUGGAGCAAGGUCAAUGAGCUAAGAUCAAGCUACUUACUACAGUAAAAUUUGUAUUAUCUAACACGCACCAUACAUCAGUAAUGCUGCGUAACUCAUUCAGCUUAUAGUAAAAAUCAAACAAAAACAUGCUUUGACAUAAACAGUCUUGGAGCCUCUCCACUUGAAUUCUUUUCACUGUAUGUAUGGAGGGAAGAAUACUCCUCAGACAUUUCCUCAACAACCACCUCAGGCCGAUAACAUUAGUAUUUUAUAUAGUAGCAGUAAAGCUGGGUAAGUUGGAGGGGGCGUGCUGCUGAGAACAUCGGAGAUUCUGCAAAUUCAUGAUAACCUGAAUUUUACUGUGCAUGAUGAGAAAAGCUGAGCUCUUCUGCUCCAUUCCUCCUCACCUGCGCAGAACAAUGACUGAAAGCAGUGGCAAAAACCUUGCAUGACAGUGAAACAGCAGACAGGACUGAUGCUCUGGAGACAAGUUUGAAUCUGACUGCACAAGCUGUGAGAAAUGUAAAUUUAAUAAAUUAAUAAAUCUGGAAUUAAAAAUCAAUUAGUGUACUAAUGAUUUUGAAACUGUCAGAUUGUCGUGGAAAAAAAUCUGAUUCACUAAUGGCCUUCAGAGAAGAAAAUCUGCUGUCUUUACCAGCCUACACAUGACACCAAAUCUGAACAAUGCGGUUGAUUCUUAAUCACCCUCUGAAAAGGUGUAAUAAGCUACUCGUUUUAAAUGGCAAUUAAGAAAAAGCAAUAGAAUACUUAACUUCACACCUGCACAUGCAUAAUGAGGGUGCUGAGGAAGAUGAGCACAAAAAAAAGAUUAGAAUCUUCUCAAUUCAAAAAGAAAAAAACAUAUAACCAGGAGAUUUAGAAUCUCCUCAGUUUUAAAAAAAAGUACUUAACUGGCCUGAAGUACUCACACUUCAUGUGAAGAAUAUUUAAAGAACUGUGGGAUGAAGUCGCAAGUUCUUCUUGUCAGUCGGGACAGUGUGUGAGAAGGAAUUAAGGGAGGGAGACAGUUAAGGUUUUAUAAUGGAAAGUAUCCAGAUUUAAAGAAUAGAGCUAUGUUGGUUUGCUACAGAUACAGGGUGGGCCUAGCUUGGUGUCAGCUGGGCUUGGUGCGGGUCAGCCUAGGCUCUGGUCUGUGCAUUUUAACUGAGUUAUCCGCUCUAAAGGUGAGCCAGCCAAUCAGAAGUUGUACUAUUUCCAUCUCUUUGGGCAGAUCGAUCUUGGGCACGAAUUUUAAGGUUUGCAUCAUUUGGGGAAAUGUCUUAAAGAAUGAAAGUCUUUGUCAAUAGCUGCAAGUAAAGAUACUGAAAGCUCAGACUUAAAUUUAUAGAUCAGAGAUUUGAUCCCCAGUCUGAUUUGAUUUAACCCAACUCUGUCACAGUGACCAAGGACAUUGUAGCUCUUUUCAGCAUUUGUGCUGGGGAGUGAAUAUUAAGCAGAGGCUGUGCUCCUGAUUGCAGGCUUUCUGCUAGAAAGUGGAUUCAUGUGGGCAUUGGGUGAGGUAAGGGUCAUACUCAGCUGUGACGCACUUACAAGUUGAAUAGGCUGCUGACCUCUGGGCUCUUGUGGAUAAUGAGUGCCCCAUGAGACUGUGACCUUGGAAAAGAAGGAGUAAUGGCAUGUUUGUUGGCAAUGUGGAGCUGCAUGGUUUUCUCCAUUCACCACUCCUUCCUUCCCCAGGCCUAAAUGAAUGCAGUGAAAGCGUAGAAAGUAGCAAAAUGACGACUUGUGGACUGCCAGUGGAAGAUUGAAGAGACACAGGCCAACUGGAUGAGCUGAGCUUGCGUCCUAAUUAAAGCAGUUCAUAAUUUAUAUUUGUACUUUUAAGUUUUACUCAAUAAACUACGAGGUGGAUGC